AUGCCAACUGCUCUCUCGUAUCCCUCUCUCCAAUGCGUUCUCGAAUUUUUGGAUGCUAAUAAACGACAAUAUAUAGUCGCUCGUACUCCUACCAUCCAGCAAAUCAAUAAUUUAUUACCAAUCAAUUUGUCCAAUCUUGAAUUCACACCAUAUCGUCUGGCUCUAGACAGUUUGUAUAUCACAGUUUCUGAUACAAAACUGACAUGGAAGAAAAACAACGCAAGACUCGCGUGGGAGCAACGUUUUCCAGAGGGAGUAGAAAAAGAUGAAAUGUGGACGGAGAUUACCAAGUUUUAUUUGUCUGAGAGACAAAAAUUUCAUGUGAAUCGACUUCAUAUUUUUUCUACCGAGUCUCGUAUUGUUUUACCAUCAGAUGUGUCUUUGAGAGUCAAUGAGAUGAGAGUGGAUGGUUGUUUUAGUUUUAAAAACUAUUUAUCCAUCGUCGACCCAUCCAGUUUCCCUUUAAAAAGACUUUGUACCCUGAUUGAUGGGGAAAGUACUUUUGACAAUCCAGUGUUCAACUCUGCGGAGACACUCACAUGCACAUUUUCUCCUCGUACUCAAUUUAUACCACUGACCAAAUUUGACAAGGUUCUAAGUAAGAAUGUCAGAAUUGAUUAUACUUUUUUCUGGCAUGAAAAAGUUGUGGAAUUGAUUAAACACUGGAGAGAAGUUGGGAAAGAAAUAGGAACAAAUUAUGUGUUCUUUAAAGAUAACAAGGGAAACAUAACAGAUGCUCUGACAAAAUUGAAUGAUAUAUUCUCUGAAUUUAAUAACAAGUUAGAAGGAGUUGAUGAAAGAUUCAUCAUUGAUUCACCUCGUUUCUUAAUCCCAAUGAAUUCCACGGCAGAGAUUAUGAUGUAUGGAAAUGUGGCAACUGAACGUGGAUUGGACCACUAUGAGUUGACCGUCAAAAUAACGUCAAUCGACACUGACAUGCAGUCUCCUGCAAUAAAGAAGCCUCGAUUAGCUGCAGCGUGA
This is a messenger RNA of Caenorhabditis remanei, 981 nucleotides long. RefSeq lists its product as uncharacterized. Lineage: Eukaryota; Metazoa; Nematoda; Chromadorea; Rhabditida; Rhabditidae. The transcript has 3 exons. The record is from RefSeq and is a predicted model, not a curated record. Bases 1 to 981 code for a protein of 326 amino acids.